AUGCAUAUACCACAGAGAAUACAUCCUCUCCGAAGAACAUUAACGAGGGUUUCGACAUUGGCUCCAAACUUCACAAUACCAGAAUCAUAUAAGAAAUCUGCAGGUCAUCGAAUACGUGAUAUUAUUGCCAAGAUAGGGACGUGGAUCGAACCCCUAAAGAAAUAUUUAUUCCCAAACUUUCUUGCAGUUCAUUAUAUUUAUAUCAUUACGAUGACCAUUAUCACAUCGAUUUUAUUAUAUCCCGUAAAGAAUGCAAAGUAUAUAGACAUUCUGUUUCUAGCAACAGGUGCAUCUACGCAGGGUGGUCUGAAUACUAUUGAUGUGAAUUCCUUGACUCUGUAUCAACAGAUCAUUGUUUAUAUUACAUGUUGUUUAACGACUCCAAUAGCUAUACAUGGAUUCUUAGCUUUUGUUCGUUUAUAUUGGUUUGAGAGAUACUUCGAUGGUAUCAGUGAUUUUUCUAAGAAGGAUUUCAAAAUGAGAAGAACGAAGACAAUUUUACAAAGAGAGUUAACAAGGAGGACUCUGACAACGCCCAGGCAACCUUCGAUGAGGUUUGAUUCUAUAGGUCGUCAAGGACAUGAAGGUAAUCGUAAUAUGGACGAAAGUUAUGAAAUGCGUGUAAGGCCCACGAUAACAUUUAGAGAUGACGAUCUAGAUUUAAAUAACAAAACUAAGAAUAAUGAUAAUAGUGGUAGUAACGAUAAUAUCAGUGGUGUAAAAAAUGGAACCUCUAGUAAUUUAUCUUCUCAGGUAGAAUCUUCAAAAAGAACUUUAGCGAUUCCUAAUGAUAACGCUACCAUCACCUCAAGCGAUACCACUAAACACGAUAACUCGAAGGAAAACUCCACUGAUGUAACCUCGCAUAAGAAAGGCGAAGGUAAUAACAAUACCACAUUAUCAGGACAAACUACUACACCUGAUACAAAUCAUAAUAAUACAAAGCGUGAAUCGUCUAAUAGUAAAAAUUUCCAAGAAAAAUUGUUUAGUGGACAGAUGGUCAAUAGAGAUGAAGAUUAUAUCUCUGAAGAAGCUCCCUCUGAUUCGCAAUCAAAUGUUUCAAAGCCUAAACAAGAUUUACAAAGGGCUAAAACUCCCAUAUUAGUGGAUGAUGAUAUAUCUCCAGAACCAAGAAAAUCCAAUGCAUAUUCUGAUUCGAAAAGACAUUUGGAAGGCCAAAAUGAAGAAAAUAAUAUUAAAAAAUCUUCUUCAACAUUGAAUAUGCAGUCCGAGAAGGAAAGGUUCGCCAAAAGGAGGAAUUCCGCAGAGAUCACGCCUCAGGAUAUGUUAAGAUCUCUCCAGAUGUUAAGAGACCAACACGAGGAGACAGAAGAAAAUGACGGACCUGCAUUGGUCAUUCAAGCUCCAAAUGAAAAUAAAAACCAAAAAAAUAUACCUAAACCAAAGACAAUUAAUCCAAACGGUUUAAAUUCAGAAGCGUCGCGGCUAAAUUGGAAUACUUCGCAUAAAAGAUCAGAGUCCGGAGAUUCAAAACGCCCCCGUGUGACACCACAGAGUAUUAACUUACACCCUCAAGAAAGAUUACCAUCAGGAGCUAAUAAUAUAAAAACUGAUGAAUUACAAAUACGUGGUUUAAAUUCAGAUGCUCAUCAAUCUUCAAUUUUGUCAUCGGAUGUUAAUGAUAGUAUAAAUAGUGGUAAUGCCGCAGAUAUAAAUGAUGAUAACACAUCAGACGAAAGUAACCAUUCAAUGGAGAUGGGCGAUUCAUUUGCAAUUUCUGAUAACUCAAUAUCUGACUCAGGUUCUCAACCAACAGAUUCUGAAAUAGAAUCUGAAACCCUUUCUAAUAGAGAUAACAUCUCACCAAGAGAGGAAAGUAGCAUCAAUUCAAUUCCGUCACAACCCAUAAACGAGAGUCCUUUUUCAUUAGUGAAAACUCAGUCGACCACAGAAGUGGUUGCGCAAAAUCAUCAAGAUCUUGAUGAAAAAGUAACUAUGCAUCCUAUAACAGGUGAUUUUGAAGAAAAGCCAACAGUAACAUUUGGUCCUGAACCUGCUCAACAUAGACAAACUAUUCAUUUUGACAUACAACAACCACCGAGAAGACACUUAGUAAAAAUGGAAUCUACCCAGGAAGCACCAACUUGGGCAUCUAAUCGUCCCCCAUUUAGAAGAGCCCCUUCUACGUCCAAGUACUUACUAAAACAACUUCGUAAAGGGAAAAGGUUCAGAAAAAACUUAAAAAGGAGAUUAUCAAGUGGCUCAUUUGAUAAGGAUCAAAAGGACGAUAUUUUGAGAAAGAAGGAUUAUCCCAACAAAAGUAAUAGUCAUAAUCAAGGGCAACACAUGGCUGAAGAUUAUUUUGCUGAUAACGAGACUGAUGAAGAAAAAGAACAUUAUCCUUUACCAAAUAAUUCGAAACCUAGCAUGAAUAAAAUGUUGGCACAUUCUUUGACUUUCGAUGUGAAUGAUGGAGCAAAACUAAAUGAAUUAGCGCAAGAACCAGACUUUCAAAAAAUGGUAUAUAAGCAGUGGAAAAAAGAACACAAGAAUAAGCAUCAUCUUAGAAGUCCAAGAAAAAUGGGUGAAAGAUAUAUCGCCCAGAGAAGAAAGAAUAACACGGACGGUUCAGCAGGGGUACAAAAAUUUAGAACUGAAACAACACAUCCUGCGAUAAUGAAACAAACUACCCAGGAUGAUUCAGUAUCUUUUACAUCCGCGGCAUCCCUCCCUGAUCUAGCUUCUACUAUUUACAAAAAUAGCUCACCAUCGGGCUUACCUCAUCUGCUGUAUGAAUCAACAGGUAACAGUAAUAAGCAUCCAAACGAUCUAUAUCGUCCAAAUAGUAGGUUCACAACAGAUGGUACUUCCCAUGAUGAUGGUUACGAUAAUGACGCUGAUGACGAUAACAAUGAGGGUGACGAUGAUGAUGAUUAUGAUAGGAAUUAUGAAGAUAACGAUAGUCAGCAAAGCUACUACGGUUUCCACCCUGAUGACAAUUUAAGUCCAAAUUUCAUUGAACAAGUCCAUCCUCUCUCAAAGACCAUGAGUUCAAAUUACCUUUCAUGGCAACCAACUGUAUCUCGUAACUCUAAUUUUACUGGUUUGACAAAUAUUCAAAAGAAUGAAUUGGGUGGUGUUGAAUAUAGAGCGAUUAAACUUCUUUGUCGGAUAUUAAUUGUAUACUAUGUUGGUUUCCAUAUUUUAUGUUUUGUAAUAAUGCUUCCUUGGAUAUGUCGCGAUUCGAAAUAUGCGCAUAUAGUUAGAGAGGCUGGGGUUUCCCCAGCCUGGUGGGGUUUCUUUACAUCUAUGAGUGCAUUUAACGAUUUGGGCCUAACACUAACACCAGACUCUAUGGGUUCAUUUAAUACAGCUGUUUAUCCUUUAGUUGUUAUGAUUUGGUUCAUUAUUAUUGGUAAUACAGGUUUUCCUAUUUUGUUAAGAUUUAUUAUUUGGAUAAUGUUUAAAAUAUCUCCAGAAUUAUCGCACAUCCGUGAGAGUUCAGGAUUCUUGUUGGAUCAUCCACGUCGUUGUUUUACUUUAUUGUUUCCCGAGUCAGCCACAUGGUGGUUAUUAUUGACUUUAGUUGUUCUAAAUUUCACCGAUUUUAUUUUAUUCAUUAUUCUAGAUUUAGGGUCAACUGUUUUAAAGCCUAUCUCUAAGGGUUAUAGAGUGCUGGAUGGUUUAUUUCAAGCUGUCAGUACCAGAACAGCUGGUUUCGGUGUUGUGGAUUUAAGUCAGUUGAAUGCAGCAACUCAAGUAUCAUAUAUGCUUAUGAUGUAUGUUUCUGUUUUACCGCUAGCUAUAUCCAUUAGAAGAACAAACGUCUAUGAAGAACAAUCACUGGGUUUAUAUGGGGAGGUGGAAUCAGAGUCAGAGGGCGAAGAGAGUGCGGACGAGGAGGAAGAGGAAGAAGGGAGUGAUGAAGAUGAAAAUGAAGAUGAAAAUGAAAAUGACGAUGAUGAUGAUGAUGAUGAUGAUGAUGACAAAAUUUAUAACUCAGAUAUAGCAGAACGUAGCAAUCACUCGCUGGAAGAUACUAUUGAAGGCAGUUCACAAAGCAAUAAAAGUAGUACUCUAAGCCACAGAUCGUCUCAAAAUAAUAAAAGGAAGAAGAAGAAGAAGAAGAAAAGUAAGAAGAAAAAGAGAAAGCGUGGUUCUGGUGAACCUGAAAGUGAACAUAUGUCCACAAAAUCAUUUAUUGGGCAACAUUUAAGAAAACAAUUAUCAUUUGAUUUGUGGUUUGUGUUUCUAGGUUUAUUCAUUAUCUGUAUUUGUGAAAAUGAUAAAAUUAAAGAUCAAACAAUGCCUAACUUCAAUGUCUUUUCUAUUCUAUUUGAAGUGGUAAGUGCGUACGGUACUGUAGGUUUAUCAUUAGGUUAUCCAACUACAAAUCAAUCUUUUUCAGCACGUUUUACGACCCUAUCAAAACUAGUCAUUAUCUGUAUGUUGAUAAGAGGUAGGAACAGAGGUUUGCCAUAUUCGUUGGAUCGUGCCAUUAUCUUACCCAGUGAGCGACUUGAACAUAUCGAUCAUAUUGAAGACUUAAAACUAAGGAGACGUAAAGAUCAUUUAGAGAAUGUUGAUCCAUUGACAGGAUUAUUCAGGAAAUCAAUGAAAAGAUUUACAAAAAGGGUAGAGGAGACGCCAAUAUAUCGGACCUUUACACAAGAUUUCAAUCAUCAAGAAUCGUCAUAUCAACAUAAUAGUAAUCAAUAUUAUCCACAUCAACAGCAGCACCAUCAGCAUCAGCAUCAACAUCAGCACCAAACACAAUAUCAACGUUAUCAGCCUCAAAAUGAUGAUUAUUUCACAGAAGAAGGUGAAGAGUUCUAUAACAAUAACGAUACUAGAGGUAACAGUUACGAAUCGUCAUUGAGAACUACCACUUCGAAUUCUGGGCCUUUGAACGAUGUUCAAGCACUCGAUACUGAAGAAUCAUUAAGAGAUCGUCAACAGAGAAUCGAUAAUGUCAUGGUAUAG
Messenger RNA from Maudiozyma barnettii, 4944 nucleotides. RefSeq names its product Trk1p (gene TRK1). Gene Ontology annotation, cellular component: plasma membrane. Lineage: Eukaryota; Fungi; Ascomycota; Saccharomycetes; Saccharomycetales; Saccharomycetaceae. The record is from RefSeq and is a predicted model, not a curated record. The transcript has a single exon. Gene Ontology annotation, biological process: intracellular potassium ion homeostasis; potassium ion import across plasma membrane. The coding region runs from base 1 to 4944 and encodes 1647 amino acids. Gene Ontology annotation, molecular function: high-affinity potassium ion transmembrane transporter activity.